AUGGACAACAAGCAAAUCCGCACGAUCUUCUUGUUUCAGUUCAAAUUGCACCCAAAAGCUGCCAAGACAACUCCCGAUAUCAACGAUGCGUUUGGCCCAGGAACCACUAACGAACGGACAGUGCAACGAUGGUCCAAGAAAUUCCGCAGUGGUGAGGAGAGUCUUGAAGAUGAGGGUCGCGGCCGCCCGUCUGGGAUUAACAUUGAUCAAUUGAGAAGCCUAAUCGAAGCUGAUCCUCACAAAACCACUAGAGACGUAGCUGAAGAACUCAGUGUUGACCAAUCAACAGUCGGUCGCCAUUUAAAGCAAAUAGGAAAGUUAAAAAGGCUUGAUAAAUGGGUGCUACAUGAAUUGAACGAGAGAGAGAGAGAUUUUGAGACUUCAUCUGCUCUUCUUUUGCGCAACAAAAACGACCCGUUCCUCAACCGGAUCGAAACGUGUGAUGAGAAGUGGAUCAUCUACGACAACCGACGACGUACCGCGCAGUGGUUAGACCGUGAUGAGGCUCUUCAACACUUUGCAAAGCCGAAACUCCACCAAAAGAAGGUAAUGGUGACUGUUUGGUGGUCUGCAGCCGGUCUCAUCCACCGCAGCUUCCUGAAUCCGGGCGAAACGAUUACGGCCGAUAAGUACUAUCAGCAAAUCGACGAAAUGCACCAGAAGCUGCAGCGUAUGUGUCCCGCAUUGGUCAACAGAAAGGGACCAAUUAUUCUCCACGACAACGCUCGCCCACACGUUGCACGAUUAACAUUGCAGAAGCUAAACGAAUUGGGCUACGAAACUUUACCUCAUCCUCCAUACUCGCCGGACCUCUCGCCCACCGACUACCGCUUUUUCAAGCAUCUCGACAACUUCCCGCGCGAGAAAUGCUUUAAAAACCAAGACGAUGCCAAAAACGCCUUUGCUGACGUCGCCUCCAGACGCUCUGACUUUUAUGCUCCAGGCAUAAAUAAACUUGUUUCUUGUUGGCAAAACUGUGUUGAUGCUAAUGGUUUUGAUUUCGAUUAAUAAAUUCUAUUCUAAGCUGU
Dendroctonus ponderosae (mountain pine beetle) is the source of this 1028-nucleotide messenger RNA. Its product is annotated as histone-lysine N-methyltransferase SETMAR-like. NCBI's taxonomy places the organism in Eukaryota, Metazoa, Arthropoda, Insecta, Coleoptera, Curculionidae. The record is from RefSeq and is a predicted model, not a curated record. Gene Ontology annotation, molecular function: nucleic acid binding.